Molecule: messenger RNA, 1921 nt
Organism: Eriocheir sinensis (Chinese mitten crab)
Lineage: Eukaryota; Metazoa; Arthropoda; Malacostraca; Decapoda; Varunidae
Product: high mobility group protein 20A-like
Exons: 8
Coding region: 70-930 (286 amino acids)
Biological process (GO): regulation of gene expression
Cellular component (GO): nucleus
Source: RefSeq, a predicted model, not a curated record
CCGGCCAUCAUAACAACACAUACCCAGACGCCUUCCUGUGUGUUGCCGGGUGUUGCAGUGACGGUCACCAUGACAACGGGCGGUGCGGGGUCCAGCGGCGCCGAGGCCUCCCCCAAGAAGAAGGGUUGGCCUAAGGGGAGGAAACGGAGACUGCUCCCCAAGGACUCCAACGCCCCCAAGGGUCCACUCUCAGGCUACAUGCUGUUCAUGGGCGACCAGAGGGAGGUGCUACGACAGACCCAGCCCGGCCUGGCCUUCCACGAGAUCACCAAGCUUGUGGCGCAGCGCUGGGCCGUCCUGGACCAGAUGACCAAGACCAAGUACCUGGAGGCUUCCGAGGCUGACAAGGAGAGGUACCAGAAGGAGAUGGAGGAAUACCAGAAGACAGAUGCCUACAAGAACUUCCUUCAAAAGCAGAGGAAGGCAGAGACUCCCUCACCGCCCAAGAAGACCAAGAAGGAGAAUGGGGACGAGAGGAAGGAGGAGGAAGAGGAGGAGGAGGAGGAGCCCCUCAACCCCCACUCCUCGCUUGAGAUCCCAAUAUUCACCGAGGAGUUCCUGAACCACAAUAAAGUGCGUGAAGGAGAGCUACGGCAGCUUCGGAAGUCCAACACCGACUAUGAGGAGCAGAACGCCAUUCUUCAGAAGCACAUCGAGAGCAUGAAGAGCACCGUGGAGCGCCUGGAGUCAGAGACGGGUCAGCAGCGCAGCAACAACGCAGCACUACAGCAGCACAUAGAGACACUUCGACGCACCCUGGCACGAGCCUUCACGCACCUCCCUCUGCCUGGCAGCGAGGUGGCCCCCACAGAGGAGACAAUCGACAGCUACAUGGUCCAGCUUCACUCCCUCAUCGUCAACAACCCCCAGCAUCACCAGGGCCUCAUCCAGACAGUACGGGGCAUUGUGAGUCAGCUGGCUCUCACUUAGGGUGCCCCAGGAACAGUGAGGGCUGGUCAUGUCUCUGUCUGGGUGGGAGGAGGAAGGAGUGGAGGGAGGGAGGAGUGGUGGAGUUGUCAGGCUAGCGAUGGGUGGAGGAUGGACUGGUCUGUGUGGGAGGAGGAAGGAGUGGAGUGGUUAGGGUUUUGGGUGGAGGGAGGAAGGAGUGGUGGAGUUGUCAGGCUAGCGAUGGGUGGAGGAAGGAGUGGUCUGUGUGGGAGGAGGAAGGAGUGGAGUGGUUAGGCUUAGGGGUGGAGGUAGGGAGGAGUAGUGGAGUGGUCAGGCUAGGGAUGGAUGGAGGAGGGAAUGGAAGAAAUGAAGGGAGUGGAGGAAGGAGUGGAGUGGUCAGGCUGGGGUGGAGGAAGGAAGGAAAGGUGGAAGGAUACCCCCAAAGGACAGUAAUGAUUCAAGCAAGUCUUGGAGGUGUCCCAAUGCUCCCUGCCUGAAAGAGUUUAAGUCACAGGAAGCAGGAAUUAUAGGAGACAAGUUGUUCCAAAGCAUACCAGUGAAAAUUCUGAAAGAUUAAAGAUACGUAUAAAGUUUUGCACUAGGAAGCUGGACUGCAUAAGGAUGAGCUCAACAUUCCUUGGAUAAUAGAUGAUUUUUUAACCCGGUAGCAGCGAUGGGCCAAAUUUGUGGCUUUACCGUGUAGCAGCGACGGGCCAAAUUUGUGGCUUUACCGUGUAGCAGCUACGGGCCAAAUUUGUGGCUUUACCGUGUAGCAGCGACGGGCCAAAUUUGUGGCUUUACCGUGUAGCAGCGAUGGGCCAAAUUUGUGGCUUUACCGUGUAGCAGCGACGGGCCAAAUUUGUGCCAUGAUAUAAACCCCCAAAAUAGAUGAUACAUAAUCUGAUUGCAAAUGCUUUGAUAUAUAUUAUGAAAUGGUUUGUGUGAGGGGUGAUUUUUUCUCAUUUUUCUCGCUUGGAGGGACCAUUAAGAAACAUGAUCCCCGCUGCUACUGGGUUAAUGGUCCCUCCAAGCA